Molecule: messenger RNA, 2457 nt
Organism: Cyphellophora europaea CBS 101466
Lineage: Eukaryota; Fungi; Ascomycota; Eurotiomycetes; Chaetothyriales; Cyphellophoraceae
Exons: 1
Coding region: 1-2457 (818 amino acids)
Source: RefSeq, a predicted model, not a curated record
AUGACCAGACGUCUCCGUGCAGCACGCUGCAUUACUCAACGACAUACCCCCGAGGCAUUGUGGAUUACCGAUGAUGUACUGGCAGACACCUUCAGGCGCUUCGCCAGCCUUUCCGUACGACAUGGCAGUCAUGUACCAGGUCCUCUGGAGGCGCGCAAACGGGCAGCGAAGAGGAAGAACACCAGUCUUGCCCACAUUGGACCCUCCCCUCCUAUAGACUCGACCUUAUUGUUCGCAAAGAAGUCAGAGUCGGGUUGGUGGAAAGCUACACCUGUCGAGUCUACACCUGUCGACAGUGCAAUCAACACCACUCGCAUACUGCCUUCAUGGCUCACAGAGCCCUCAGACUAUGGAGAGACGAUCUCUUUGGAAACUGUACCAGAAGCGCCAGAUUUCGAGAGUGACCUCGCCUGCUGUGAGUCUGUGGCCGACCUGAGGUCCGUCAUAAGGAGUCAUGGCCUCAAUCUACGUUACGCACCGGAGCAAACCGAGCAAAUCUAUAGACAUGUUGUGAGCAGACAAUGGCCAGCGACCACGCUCAUGGAAUACUUUGCCGAACCCGGUCUCCAUCCUUCAGGGUGUCAGAAUCACGUCAAAUUCGUUCAAAGGCUUGCACGCGAAUACCAGGAUUCCCAUUUUGAGCUUCACAAGCUGUCGCCAGACUGGGACCUGGUCCUCAACGGUAUGUGCAGAGCCGUGAAACUCGGGCUGUUAUCAGCAAUCGAAUGGGCAAAAGUGGUAGAUGCGGUCGUAUCAAUCGAGCUCUCGUUAUACCGCCAGGGUCAGCAUCAUCCGUUCUUACACCGAACGCUCGGCUCGGCAUCCAACUCUAUCAUGGCACUCCUGGACAGCUUCGAACAAAGCCAUGUGCUUUCCUUCAAAGACAUUGAUCAUAUGUGGUUCAAGCGUCUCUCGAAAACCGUAAUGCAAGCCGAAGACACCCUCACCACUGUUCGAGUCAUCUGGCGGUUGCGCCGUGCGCGUCGACCACACGGAUCCCCAUCGGUCGCCGACGCACUGGUCAGGUGUUUGACCCACUACUCCGCGGAGCGCGACCCCGAAGCUAUUGCCACGUUUCUGUUGGAGCUCCCUCGUACUGUGAUGCUCAUGUCGAUAACGAGGGUAAGCGAGAUUUUGAGCUUUGGCAUCGUCCAGGGUUCACACGACGCGUCGCUCUUCACCACCUGGAAAAGCAUUUUGCGGUCCCUAAAUGGUAGUGACCGUAAACGCUUCACCAUUUCUACCUCCGACCUCUCUAUAAUGCGCGGAUCUAGUGGCGACACGUCACUGGGUCGACCUCAGCUUGAAAUACUCCUUUUGUGGAAUCUUCGGCAAUUACUAGGGGAGGAGGAAUGCCAUGAGCAACUGAAACAUUUCGAUUUGCAUCCUGUCGUCAGCCGAAUCUUCGAUAACCGAUGGACAGGAACUCUCUCGGACUUGCAUUGUCAAAUCGUGUUGAACGUGCAGUCCCUCCCAUUACCGGACAAGGAGAGUUUUCUUGCUAGUCUUUCACGUCUGUUCAAAGACAGGGAGAUGGCUUCGAGCAGAAGCCAGCAAGAAAAUCAUACUCAGCCAGACCUUGGUCCAGCGACGCUUCUGAAAGCAGAUCUGGCGCGGCUUGUUGAUCGCGCGAUCCAUAACCACCCUCAUUACCUUUCUCAGAAAUGCCUUGCCGAAGAAGUCGAAAAGGUCACCUAUGAUAUGGACGGUUUCAAACGAUUGCUUCGGCAUCUGGUAGCGCAAGAUGCGGACAGUUUUCGCGUUGUUAGGCCCAUUUUACAGAGCAGUAUCGCCUUCAAGACAGCACUAAGCCAUGCCUGGCCACAGAGACUCGAUUGGCAGCAACGCCGGGAUAUGGGCAUAGCAAUGAGCACUGUCACGGAUGUGACCCAACACUUGAAUAAGCCAGAACCGUUCCUAGAUCCGGAGCAGGUGUUGGACGUCGUACAUCAGCUGGCAAUAUCCUUUGCCACAUCUCCAGCCAUCAGCCCCCGCCAGUCGCUCAGGCAAGUCUACUGGUGCUACCGUUACCUGAUGCGUUACGGCGCCCCGAUCCAACCGCCCAUGACUCGAGCGUUGUGGCACGCUGGCGUCACACGCUACGACUGGACAGGGCCUGGCGACAUCCAGCUCUUCUGGAUUCUUGAUAAGGUGCGAAAGGUCGAGGGAGAGGAAGUCGCGCAACAGCUCAUGCGCAGCAUCAGCUUUCGCCAGUGGAGAUCUGUUGCACUCCAGCAGCUUGCUCGCGGUAUCCCAGAUUUCCAGCCUGACAUGCUUGUCAGAUUCAACGAGGGCAUGGCUCUCCUCAAUGUUACGGAUCCGAAGGAGGUCGAGGCUGCCGACCGAGCGCAGGUCAUCAGUGCGCGUAUUGCGGAGAUGAUGGAGCGGGUGUUUGCACGGAAGGAGGCCAAACGAGUGAAGAACGGUGAGCUUGCGCAGUUGUCGUCUGCUUCUUGA